GAUCUAUUACAUGCACGGGGAAUUUGUGUGUGUAGAUAUAUAUUUCAAAAGAGAUAUGCUGAUAUCCAUAAAAGUUAAGUAUAUAUGAAAUCAUCUCUGUUUAAUUGCCAUUUAUUAUGUUCGAUACCUCUCUAUCUUCUUUCACUUCAAUGCAAAAAUACUCAUCUUAUUUAUUUCUUUAACAUAGCAAAAUACCUGAAACAAACCAUGAUUUAUUAACAUUAGUAUCUUUCUUUUUGUUCUCUUGUGUUUUACAAGAAAAAAAAUAGUCCAUCUUUCCGAUCUUUACAGAAUUAAGCAACAAUUUGUAAAGCAGUCAAUUUCUGUUCCAAGCCAUGAUUUCACUGCAACAGUUGGAGAAAGAAGCAAAACCAAUUCAAACUUACUACAAAUCAGCGACAUAUUCAAAACAAGAAGUUAGCUACCCUGAACGAGAUAUCCCCACCGACGCAACCUUUCAUUAUAAAGAACUUGCUGCUAAGAAACAUAGUGAGGCUGAACGGAGAAGACGACUUCGAAUCAAUGGCCAGUAUGCCACUCUUCGGACCAUCUUACCCAACUUAGUCAAAACGGACAAGGCAUCCGUGCUAGAAGAGACGAUUAAAAGCGUGAGGGAGCUGCAGAAGACGGUCAAAGAAUUAAAAACAGUGGGUCGAGAUCGCCACAAAUGUGAAUUCCCCAAUGAGGUGAAUGAGUUGAACUUAAGCUACUCUAAUGGCGAUGGAGGGUUGGUAAAAGUCACGUUGAGUUGCGAGGAUAAACCGGGAUUAUUGUCAGACAUAGGGAGAGCGCUAAGGUCAGUGAAAGCAAAGGUGUUGAAGGUUGAGAUGGCGACAGUGGGUGGAAGAAUCAAAUGUGAAUUGUUGAUCCAAGGAUUUAAAGGAAAUGAAGGCAUGGUAAUGCUAAAGAGGGCCUUAAAAAUAGUCAUAGAUAAGCCAAGUUUGCCAGGAAAUUAUGGUAAGAAGAUUUGUUUCUAUAAGUGA
Messenger RNA from Pistacia vera, 983 nucleotides. Its product is annotated as transcription factor bHLH131-like. Gene Ontology annotation, biological process: regulation of DNA-templated transcription. The coding region runs from base 336 to 983 and encodes 215 amino acids. Lineage: Eukaryota; Viridiplantae; Streptophyta; Magnoliopsida; Sapindales; Anacardiaceae. The record is from RefSeq and is a predicted model, not a curated record. The transcript is spliced from 3 exons. Gene Ontology annotation, molecular function: DNA-binding transcription factor activity; protein dimerization activity.